AUGAUAAUUACUCUAGCCCGGCGCCACUAUUUGAUUAUGAAAAUGGUAUCAGAGGGUAUCUACAUAUACUAUCAGAGCUCGGGUCGCGCAAAGAUAUCGUCGUCGUUAACUUUUAACGUCGAUAUCACAGGAUACAUGAACUCGGGCCGUUCGAGCAGCUUCGAGCAAGGGAUCUGA
Laccaria bicolor S238N-H82 is the source of this 177-nucleotide messenger RNA. RefSeq lists its product as uncharacterized. The coding region runs from base 1 to 177 and encodes 58 amino acids. The record is from RefSeq and is a predicted model, not a curated record. The transcript is spliced from 2 exons. Lineage: Eukaryota; Fungi; Basidiomycota; Agaricomycetes; Agaricales; Hydnangiaceae.